Rodentolepis nana is the source of this 588-nucleotide messenger RNA. The record is from the annotation of a GenBank genome assembly. NCBI's taxonomy places the organism in Eukaryota, Metazoa, Platyhelminthes, Cestoda, Cyclophyllidea, Hymenolepididae.
AUGGCUAAGCUUUUCCAUGGAAUUGGUGGUGAGAAAUCGCGAGUUCCCGUUGUUGGCGUUCUGAUCGAAGGUGGACAUCAAACGUUCCGUACUGUCUUUGAACUCCUCACUGGUCGGAAUCCAGUGCCUGUUGUGAUUUGUGACGGAUCUGGUCGUGCGGCUGAUCUCCUUGCCUUUAUGUAUCGAUAUGCUGGACCUGAUGGAGACCUAGCGCCAAAUCUACGUCGACAGGUAAUUGGAAAUACCGCACGAACAUUCCAGCUGAAACAAGCGGAGGCUGAAACUCUCUAUUUGGAUAUGAAACUCUGUAUGCGACGUCGUGAUCUCUUGAGCGUCUUUCAAAUGGGUGAUGGAACUACAGAUGAAAUUGAUCUCACAAUCCUAACGGCUCUUCUACAAGGUAAGUUGAAGUACUUUCACUUUCAUUUUUGUUAUCGGAAUUCGAUAAGAGGUAGAAAAUUGUGCGCAUACCCGUCCACUUGGAAAUGCGUCCAAAACGCGCGGUUGCAGUCAUUGGCAAACAGGCAUAUUGGAUCAUUUUUUUGCCAGAAAGUGUUGGCACUCCUCCGUAAAGGCGGCUAUAAGUAA